ACUUCGCAGCGGCUGUCGCAUCAACCCCCGGCGUGUGGCAAGCAGAAGUCGAAAUGAUGGGACUGGAGCGGAGGUCAGGUACAACGCGGUACAAUGUGGUUUUGUUGUUUCAAGGAACUUUUGAGAGGUACAGAGGGAAGCGAUCAGAUGAUGGGAGUGAAGGGUCCCUCGGACCGUACUAGCUAGCCACACCCUUCACCUGCCUCUUCCUCUCACUGAACUGAACACAACGGAGGUGUGCUGAGCUGAGCUGAUCCAGGAAUCACGGAGACCCUAGUUCCGCCAUGGAGCUGUGAGGUUCCGAGGGCUUUCUGUAGCGUAUCCGACGGCGUUCAACACUCUUUUUGGAUCGCCUAAGUCUUAGGUUUUAACUGGAGCUUGAUUUCUCAUUGCUAGCGGAUUGGCUAUCCCUCGUCAGCUCUGUCAGGGCUUCAGCCAUGUCGGGGGGUUUUUUUCGAGGGACCAGCGCGGAUCAGGACAGCCGGUUUUCCAACAAGAAUGCGAAGCUGCUAAAAUCGCAGAAGUUUGCUCCGGAGCUUGACGAGCCGGUGGAUAUGACCAAGGUAAAGAAGGAGGUGAUGCAGCCAUGGAUCGCCAAGCGAGUGACCGAGCUACUAGGCGUGGAGGAUGAAGUUCUGAUCAACUUCAUCUACAGUCUCUUGGAAGGCAAGAAGGUGGACGGCAAGCAGGUCCAGAUUCAGUUAACCGGGUUCAUGGAGCGGCACACGGCCAAGUUUAUGAGGGAGCUGUGGUGCCUGCUGCUGUCGGCGCAGGCCAACGUCAGCGGCAUCCCGCAGAAGUUCCUCGACGAGAAGGCCGAGGAGACCCGCAAGAAGAAGGAGGCGGAGCAGCGCAUUUUGUCUGAGAUUGGGCGCAAGAGGGAGAUGCAGCAGGGCUCGUUGCUGGGCCCUGGUGGCGCUGCUGCUGCCGCCACACCGGGAGUGGAUGUGGAGGCUGCUCGAAGGAAAGCGGCAGAAGCAGCGGCGCGCCUCACAGCCGCUCUCCUGGGCCAUCCGCCUCCCACUGCUGCUGCUCCCGCUGCUCCUGCUGCUACUGCACCCGCGGUGGUAUCAGCGCCGCCGGCCGUCCCGGCGGCUACUGCUGCUGGCAACGCUGCUAUCGCUGCCGCCACCGCGGCUGCUGCGGCGAUCACGGCGCAGGCCGCCAAGCUGGCGCAGGAGAAAGAGGCGGCUGCAGCAGCUGCUGCAGCUACUGCUGGUGACGGUGUUGCGGGAGCGGUAGAAGAGGCUGCUAUAGGUGAUGGGAGGGAAGGCGAUGAAAGGACUGCGGUUGCUGCUGCUGUUGGUGGUGAUGGUGCUGGUGAUGGUGCUGGUGCUGCUGUUGGUGCUGCUGGUGGUGCUGGUGCUGCUGCUGGUGCUGGUGCUGGUGCUGGUGAAGAAGGGGCGGACCAGGAUCAGGCGGACACUCGUUCCCCCUUGCCUCCCCCCCCUCGAACCCGCUCCCCCACCCGCCGUCGCCAUCGCUCCCGCUCUCUCUCCCCCGACCGCCGCUCUCGCUCCCCGCCCCGCCACCGCCGCUCCGCCUACCGCUCCCCCCGCCGCUCGCCCCCGUCCUCCUACCGCAGCAGCCGCCACCGCUCUCCCCUAAGAAGCCGCGGGUACCAGCGCGACGGGCGCUCGCCGCCAGGAGACUACCGGCGCAGAGGGGGGGACUCCCGCCGCCAGGCGUCUGUAUCUCCGCUGCCCCCUACUCGGCGCCCCUCCAGGCAGGAGGAAUCGCUGUCGCGGUACCCCCCGUCUAGUAGGUCGAUGAGGGGGCGGGGUGAGAGAGGGCGGGAGGUGAGAGGGAGGGAGGGGAGAGGGCGGGAGGAGAGAACACGGGGAGAACGACGGGUGGAUGAAAGAGGGGUUGGUAAAGACAGGGGCACGUCGUUCAAACGGGGGUCGCCGGGGAGGGAUAGGGGAGGUAGGGGGGAGUGCGAUGGGGAGUAUGAGGAGGAGGAUGAGGAAGAGGAGUAUGAGGAGGGUACGCGGGCUGGUGUGAGCAAGGACGGAAAGAGAGGAGGGGGAGGAAGGCGAGAUGAGGAGGAGACAGAGGAAGUGGAUGAGGAAGGGGAGGAGAAGAUGGGUGGGAAGGGUAGGGCGGGUCGGUUGGCGCAGGAUGUGGGGAGUGACGAAGAGAUGAUGCCGAGAGGAAGGGGCCGAGCUGAUGUGGGGAGGAGUGGAAAGGGCGAUGCGGAGGUAGGCAGGGAAAGGGAUAGGGAUAGGGGCACACCAACUGCUGCUGCUGGUGCUGGUGCCGGUGCCGGUGCCAGUGAUAGUGAUGGCGAGGAGGCGAAAGAUGACCUGGGUGCGAUCAAGAAGUCUGAUGGCCGGAGGGCGAGAGUGGGGCGAAGGGGCAGGGAGGAGGUGGAGGAGGCGGGAGACGAGGAGGAGGACAGGUGGGGUGGGGAGGGGGAUAGGAGGGGGAUUGACGGGGGAAGGUAUGUGGGGCGGAAGUAUGACGGGAGCGGAUAUGAGGGGCGCGCGCGUGAGAGGCGCGAUGAGGAGAUGGGGGCAGGAAGGGGGGAGGUGCGGGGGGGAAGGAGAGCAGGGUUUGAGGGGGUAAGGGGUGGGGAAAUUCGAGAGGGGGCACGGGGCAGGGAUGGACCCAGGGAGGGUUGGACAGAGGAUUGGGAGGCUAAGGGUGGGCGUCCUAGUGGUAAUCGACCAAACCAUGUGGGUGGGGAUGCUGGUGGUGGUGGUGCGAAUGAUUCACGGGGCUCAGGGCCGAGGCAUGGGGAGAGGAGGGUGAGGGCGCAGGACGAGGAGGAAGAGGAGGAGGAGGAGGCGGGGAGGGAGCAGGGAAAGUCUCGCAGUUUCCGCUCGUCGCAAGAAGCAUCCCCUCAUGAUGCCUCCCCUCCUUCCUCUGCCACUCCCUCUCCCCGACGACCGACAAGGGAGGGUGGGGUGAGAGGGGCCGGGCAGGGAGAACAGAUGGGUGGAGAUGGGUUUGGGAAGGCGGAGAGUGAGGAGUGGGAGGAGGAUGAGGGGAUGAACAGUGAGGAGAGGAGGGAGGCGAAGAGGAGGAGGAGGGAGGAGAAGAAGGCUCGCAAGGAGGAAAGAGGCGGAAGAAGGAGGAGAAGCGGAGGCGCAAGGAGGAGAGGCGUGCGGCUAAGGAAGCGCGGCGGGGCAUGGGAGGGGAGGAGAGGGGCAGUAGUGAGGAGGACGAGGAGAGACAGGCGGAGAGGGGGGUGGAUGGUGAUGGGCGGGAUGGGCGGGAUGGGCGUGAUUGUGAGGGUGUAGGCAGGGGCAAGAGGGAGAGGGAGUGGGAGGAGGGGGGGGACGAGGAGCGAGAGAGGGGGGGAGGGCCUCCUGUGAGCAGCAUGGAGGAACUGAGGGAGAGAGCCCUGCGCUCCAUGCAGGCUAAGCGCUCUAGGGAAGGCUGACGGGGGCUUGCACGGAUGGCAUGGGAGAGAGGGAUGGCGUGACAGGGAUGAGGGGGGUGGCAUGCCAUGCGGUGGAACUAUUUUGGUCUAAAAUGAGCAGAUGAGUGGAGAUUUGGGGGCUAUGGAGUGAGUUUUUAUUACUGAAGGCUUGUGGAACGGUAUUUCCACACAUUUCGAAUUCCAAUCUUGUUUUGUUUUGAAGGGCUCUUUGCCUAUCCCUUCAUUGUCAUACGAAGAGCUUCAGUGGUUGGUCCUCACCUCUUGUUUCAGUUUUGCAGAUUUCGAACAUACAUUAUUUGGCAU
Messenger RNA from Closterium sp. NIES-67, 3691 nucleotides. NCBI's taxonomy places the organism in Eukaryota, Viridiplantae, Streptophyta, Zygnematophyceae, Desmidiales, Closteriaceae. The record is from the annotation of a GenBank genome assembly.